UUCACAUUUUAAACUACUGUGAUUUUUCACAUUUAAAUUACUUAAAUAAAGUAACUUUUCAAUGAUGUUCUAAUUUUUUGAGAUGUACCGGUGCAUACACAAAUUCUUUUUAUGUCAAAUUUUCUAAUUGAUCGGAACAUCAAAUAAGCAAAACUUAAUUCUUUAGGAAAGUCGCAAAGUACCAAAAAUAAUCUUAAAAAUUGGGGAUUUAAAACCAAAAAAAUGCCUUUUAAACUUUUGAACAUUUGUUGGUGUCUUGCUAUAAGUCACUGUAAUCAGUGAGAAUGUAUGCUUUAACUGUUUUUUUCCCCUAUAAUAACCAUAUACAACCACUUCAGUUUCUAAAUCAUUCUCUGAUUUUGCUGCCAACAUUUCUCCCAAAUUCCAAACAAAAAUAUUGCCAUUUAGAGCAUUUAGAGUUCAGAAAUCAAUAUUUGGUUGAAUAACCCUGGUGGUUUUUAAUCACAGUUUUCAGGCAUCUUGGCAUCAUGUUCUCCUCCACCAGUCUUACACACUGCUUUUGGAUAACUUUAUGCUGCUUUACUCCUGGUGCAAAAAUUCAAGCAGUUCAGUUUGGUGGUUUGAUGGUUUGUGAUCAUCCAUCUUCCUCUUGAUUAUAUUCCAGAGGUUUUCAAUUUGGUAAAAUCAAGGAAAAACAUCAUUAUUUAGUGGUCUCUUAUUUUUUUCCAGAGCUGUUUUAACCUCUGGCAUUGGGUCAGAUCCUCCACCGGCUGGGUCUCAGAGCUGCGAGCCUCAUGUUGUUGUAGUUGCUGUUUUUCUUGGCGCCUGAUGUGGGGGAUAAAAGCCAGACUGGUAAAGGAGAGGAAGUGGAGGUGUGAACGCUGCUGCUCCUCCUCCUGAAGUCUGUCUCGGGGAGGUGGAGGGGUCAUUACUGACCCCCGCGUGGGUGAGGGGUGGGUGGGGGUGUGAUGGCUCGGGGUCAGUUAGGCGUAAUGAGCUGUAAUGUGUUUAUGAGUGGACAGGUGUCCCACUGCAGACACCAGUAGCAGUGCAGACACUCCACUUACAUUAGUGGUAAUGAGUGUGUUUAGCUGUGUGUUUAGAUCCGUGAACAAGAGCUGAGAGUGUUUACUGUGCUGCUCAACUGCAAACUCCAUCUUUCACACCUCUACAGAAACACAGCACUCCUAAAUAGCAGUUAAAUUAGUUUCAGUCUACUCUACAGUACAAACGUUUACAGUUCCACUCAUAUAAAACCAGUUAUUAAACAGAUAUCACAUGUUCUAAACUCUGAUUGGCUGGGUCAGUUGUAAAACACUUGAUAUGCACAAAUACAAUACUGUAUUUUUUAUUUUUAUUUCAGUAAAUAGUAAAUUAAAUAUUUUCAAACUAUGCAAGUUAAUACUGAAUAUAAUAUAUAAAUAUAAGAAUAUAAUAUUUGUUUGUGCAUUCCUUCUGUUUUUCUCAUUAUACUCUAUUAUCCUCCUUUCACCCGUUUCUCAGGUAGAUUUCAGAAUUCAGAAAUCAAUAUUUGGUGGAAUAACCCUGGUUGGUUUUUAAUCACAGUUUUUUUAUGCAUCUUGGCAUCAUGUUCUCCUCCACCAGUCUUACACACUGCUUUUGGAUAACUUUAUGCUGCUUUACUCCUGGGGCAACAAUUUAAGCAGUUCAGUUUGGUUUGAUGGCUUGUGAUCAUCCAUCUUCCUCUUGAUUAUAUUCCAGAGGUUUUAAAUUUGGUAAAAUCAAAGAAAAAACAUCAUUUUUAUAUGGUUUAAAUGUUUAGGUUUUCAUAUAUCUUUAAUUAUUUUAUGAUUAUUUUAAGUUUAUUAACAUAUUAAUAUGGAAACUGAAAGUACUGAAGGUUUUUUCCUCUCUCCUUGUUAAAUUAUGGAGAUGGUUAAGAUAUCUUUACUGUUAAAUAAUCAUAAAAUUUCAUUUCCUUUUAGAUGUAGAUCUAUUAAGGUAUUCCCACAGUUAUUUGAGUGAUCGUAGUUUUAUAUUAAAACAUUGUUCUGUACAAUGAGAAAAUGUGUAUUAAAGGCUACGGUCCUCUACGGAAAGACAACAACUCAAAGAACCAAUUUUUAUUUUUUAUGUAGUUCUAAUUUAUCCAAAUCAUAAUUUGUCCCCAAUUUUCUUGUUUUCACAAGUCCAUUUCAUAUGAACCCUUAGUAACCCUUAAUAAUGCCCCCAACACUACGAGGGUGAAGACCAGUACAUACCUCCUCCCAUACAUGUGAAGCCAACCAACCGCCUCUUUUAAAACUACUGCUGAUCAGUGAGUAGCUAGCAUGCUUGGAGGAAAGUGCCAGAUCCCCAGCUCUGAUACAUCAUCUAACAGAUGCCUGUGCUGAGCAACGUUACACUAGGAGUGAUAGCAUAAGAGAAUGCGCCAUCUACCCACCCAGAGAGAGCCUGGCUAGUUGUGCUCUCUCUCGGACUCUGGCUGCUGAUGGCGAAGCAGCAUGCAUGAUUAAGGACUUGAUUAAGGACUUAAACUUGUGAUCCUCAGAUCACAGUGACAGCACCAUAGUCUGCUGAACGACCAAUUGCUGAACCAAACUAUGUUAAAAACUGACCAAUUUAUGGGCGCCGAGUGGUCCAGUGGUUUAAAGUAGGUUCGAACCCCCACUCAUGCAGCUUUGCCAUCAAGCUACCGGCGCUCAGAGGGAGCACCAUUGGCCCUGCUCCCUCCGGGUGGGUAGAUGGAGCUCUCUCCCCACAUCACUUCUGAUGUCUGCAGCACAGGGCAUCUGUGAGCUGAUGUAUCAGAACCGCAGCAAUGCUGCAUCAGCAGCAGCUCGAAAAGAAGCGGUGGCUGACUUCACAUGUAUCGGAGGAAGCAUGUGCUAGUCUUUGCCCUCCUGGUGUGUUGGGGCAUUACUAGUGAUAGGGGGAGUCCUAAUGAGUUGUGUAAUUGGCCGUGUAAAUUGGGGAGAAAAUGGGAAAAAGGAGAAAUAAAAUUAUAAGAAAAAACUGACCAAUGACUGACUUUAUGAGUUUCUCACUAUAGUUCAAUCAUUUCAUUUCAUCAUUUUACUGAUUAAACAAACUGGCGUACUGAUGAAAUUAGUGUGAACUUUAUGGAGAAGUGAGGUCACAGGGUGACCGACACUCCUUUUAUGGACUGUCUCGCUCCUGAUCAGCAGUUUCUUCAUUGUGAAACUCCUGCAGGGUGGGAAGUGCUGCUGCUCUGCGGUCUCCGUUGUGAUAUGCAGUACUUUACCCGGGCACUGAGAAGUUAGGACCUUGUGGAAAUGUCAUGUACUGAUCGGCGUGUUUGGGUUGGGUUGGGUUUGUGGCCGAGGGGUCAAUCGUCUGGUGGAAAGCCAAUCGUCUGAGAACAGCUGAGAUAUGUUGGAAAUGUCAUGAGACGGUGUCCACACUUCAGUUUCACACUAAACCGGAGCCCCUUCGGUUUCCGUUUGCUGUUGUUGCACAAUAGAGAUAAGGGAAUGUUUGGAUUUGACUGAAUGCCAGUGUGAUUUUUUUUUUUGUAUUGUUUCCCAGACUUUCCCUCCAGUCAUAAGUAUAAGCUGUGUCAUACCUGACCACACACACACACACAUACACACACAAGUACAGUUCACAUGUCCCCUCACAUGCUCCAGUCAGAUCAAGGCCAUAAAAGAAGGCCAAGGGAGAUAAGACAAGACAGUAGUGAAGAUACUUCAGUCGGUCAUCCAGCGAGGCUCUGAGUCGCUUGAAGAAACAUCAUGGAUUGGAUGUUGGUGAUAGCGCUGAUCAUCCUGUUUCUAGAUCUCUUUAUCCCGUGUUCUCUUUAUCUGCUGAAAAACCCUCUGAUUCUCCACAAGAAGAAGAAAUUAGAUUUCUACAGCCGACACAUUUCCCACCGAGGAGGUGCCGGGGAGAAGAUUGAAAACACGAUGGAAGCUUUUACACACGCAGAGGAAGUAGGAACCCAGAUGCUGGAACUGGACUGUCAUUUAACUCAGGACGGAUAUGUGAUGGUGUCUCAUGACAAGAACCUUAAAAGACAGACUGGAUUAGACGUUGCUAUUUCCUCCCUAAAACGAAAGGACUUACCUCUCUAUAAGGAUCACCUUGAGGUCACAUUCAACGUGGGACACUACAGCACCGGAAAGGACAGGAAAAUGGCUCUGCUGGAGGAUGUCUUCAAGAAAUUUCCAAAAAUGCCCAUCAACAUCGAGGUCAAAGAGAACAAGGACGAGCUCAUAGAAAAGGUCGCCUCACUGGUGAAAAAGUAUAAACGAGAGAGCAUCACCGUCUGGGCCACAGACGACUCCGUCAUUAUGGCAAAGUGCAAGAAACAGUGCCCUUCCAUGCCCUACAGCUUCACUAUGGGACGAAUAUUCUUCCUCUUGGUGCUGUUCUAUACUGGUCUCCUGCCCUUCAUGCCUCUGGAAGAGAGUCUGCUACAGUUCUACCUGCCCAGUGUGAUCAACAGAAAAUACAUUCCAGAAGAAUCAAUUCUGAAGAAUCGAUUCGUCGUCUCUCUCAUAGAAAAGCUGACCAUGAGGAAGUCCCUGUUUGACCACUUGGUGAAGCGAGGGAUGCAGGUGCAGCUGUUUGUGUGUAACGAGGAGAGCGACAUGGAUGCUGCCUUUUCAGUCGGAGCUACAGGAGUGAUGUCAGACUACCCCGCCCUCCUCUCGGAAUACCUUAAAAACCACCCUCUCCCUCCCUCCACUAUGUAACACUUCUCUUCAUUCUGAAAAUCUGUGAUAUGUGAAGUGUGAUAAAGUGAUAGAAAUAUAAAAUAGUAUAUAAAGUAGCGAUAACGAAAAUAUAUAUAACGAUAUGAGAAAACACUGAAAAAAUAUAUAUAUAUUUUAAAAAUACACUACUGCAUCAAAAUGAAAAUUACAUUUCAUUAUUGCAUAUGAUAUAUGAUAUGGCAUAACCCUAACUGCGAUAUAAAAAAAUGCAAGGAUUUAAAUUAUACUUGACAAAUAUAAUCUGUCUCUAGUAAAUAUAUAAUGGGAAAUGAGAACAGUGGGACUUUUUCUUUUGCUAAAAACAGUAAAAAGUAGUAAGAGUAGUACCCUGAUGUGACAAUUAGGGGUGGGUGAUAUGGUAAGAUAUUUCAGGAUAUAAUAUCGUUCACCAUAUUCAAAAAUGUUGGCGAUAUUAUUGCGUACGAUACGAUAAAGCACUUCCCUACUAUAAAGCACUUAGUUUAAGAUAUUUAGGAGUGUGUUUACAUACAAAAGAUGAUUAUGGAUUAUAAAUCCAGAGUUUGUUAGCAACAUUAGCCUAGCAUCUCCUGUUGAUGAAAAAAAAAAAGAAAAAAAAAAAAGCUUACCUUAGAUAUCAAACACAUUCAUACAUCAUUUUUUUUUAAUUAAACUCUACCUAUAACAGACAGCUGGAAUUUUAAAGGACU
Messenger RNA from Astyanax mexicanus (Mexican tetra), 5329 nucleotides. RefSeq names its product glycerophosphodiester phosphodiesterase domain containing 3b (gene gdpd3b). The transcript is spliced from 10 exons. The coding region runs from base 3678 to 4640 and encodes 320 amino acids. The record is from RefSeq and is a predicted model, not a curated record. Gene Ontology annotation, cellular component: endoplasmic reticulum membrane. Lineage: Eukaryota; Metazoa; Chordata; Actinopteri; Characiformes; Acestrorhamphidae. Gene Ontology annotation, biological process: glycerophospholipid catabolic process. Gene Ontology annotation, molecular function: phosphoric diester hydrolase activity; phosphatidylcholine lysophospholipase A1 activity.